Messenger RNA from Cuscuta epithymum, 1561 nucleotides. The record is from the annotation of a GenBank genome assembly. NCBI's taxonomy places the organism in Eukaryota, Viridiplantae, Streptophyta, Magnoliopsida, Solanales, Convolvulaceae.
CACCGAACAUUUCCCCGUUCCCUCUCUCAUCGCCCUCUCUGUUUAAGUAUUUUCUCCUCUACGGCUUUUCCUUUAGAAGCCUACUACUCGGUUCUUCAAUGAUUCCAUGAAUUUCUGGGAAUCGGAGGUUUCUUCACGGAUUCUCAGUCUGGACAUUUCCGCCGCACCUUCCUUUCUUCACCAGUAGCUUCAACGCAAUGAGUGCCGUUAACCUCUGUAACGUGGCUGUAUUGGACAAUCCGGCACCCUUUUUGGCCCCUUUACAGUUCGAAAUAUCAUACGAGUGCGUAACUCCUCUCAAAGACGACUUGGAAUGGAAGCUUAUCUAUGUUGGAUCAGCUGAGGAUGAAACUUAUGACCAACUGCUUGAAAGUGUUCUUGUUGGGCCAGUUAAUGUUGGGAAUUACCGGUUUGUCUUGCAGGCGGAGCCUCCAGAUCCCUCAAAGAUCCGAGAAGAAGAUAUAGUUGGUGUGACUGUCCUGCUGUUGACCUGCUCCUACCUGAACCAGGAAUUUAUAAGAGUAGGGUACUACGUAAACAAUGAGUACAAUGAUGAGAAGCUAAGAGAAGAUCCGCCUCAGAAUGUGCUAAUUGACAGGAUUCAGAGAAGCAUACUAUCAGACAAGCCUAGGGUUACCAAAUUCCCCAUUAACUUCCACCCAGAAAAUAAUAACGAAAGUAGUGACCAAGCCCCCCCUCCUCCACCUUCUGAUGGCCAGGUCACUGGAGCAGAAAAGGAAUGAUGGGCAGUGACAUCAACCGUUUUUUCACCCGUCGCUUUGGUUUAAAUGGUCUCUAAUGAAGCUUUUCAUCCAUCUUGAAAACUUGCUAUUUCAACUUCCUUUUGUCUCUAACACCAAUCUAGUGUCGAGGUGAUGGUGUGGUAUGUUUUGACAAAACUUCAUAUUUUGCUGAACUAAAUGUCUUGGUCUCACUGGCAAGUUUGUUAUGUUAGUAGAUCAUCUGCCCUUCACUUGUCCCUGUUCUUAGAUCCCAUAUUUGCAAAUGGUCUUUCUUUUUUCAUUUUCAGAAAUGCAGAACAUUUGCUAUGUACACCUAAUCAAUAUUGAACAUGUCAUCACUCGGCCUCGUUUUCACACACAUAUAUAUAUCCUUGAUUCCUUGUUUUUUUUAACGAAACUGGCUUAACUUAUCAUAACCAUCCUUGAUUCCUUAUUAAAAUAAUUUCUUAUAUCUUGCGUAUUUAGAAUCAUUAUCCAAUUUAUGGAGUAUAUAUGAGUAUAGUUAAAGAAAAAUACAAGCUACCUUCCUCGUUAGUACUAGCCCUAGCCUUUAGCUCUCCCGCAAAUAGUAGCUGCAAGCCUGCAAUACCUAAAUGUGUCUUCUCGUUGAACCUGCAACCACAUGUUGACGGAUCAGGGGUUGAGGCCUGGCAUUAAAGUUAGGAAAUCUGUCCAGCCAAGCUGGGUGAUUUAAUUACACAUUUAACGGUCAUUUGUCUGGGUUUAUGUAAUUAGCAAAUCUUAAGGUCUUCUUUGUUUGUGAGUUAAUUUUAGUUUCAAAUCUUGAAAUCUUUUCUACUAUAUACGGCUCCUGUUCG